Molecule: messenger RNA, 1404 nt
Organism: Eimeria mitis
Lineage: Eukaryota; Apicomplexa; Conoidasida; Eucoccidiorida; Eimeriidae
Product: exosome component 10, putative
Exons: 8
Coding region: 1-1404 (467 amino acids)
Biological process (GO): exonucleolytic trimming to generate mature 3'-end of 5.8S rRNA from tricistronic rRNA transcript (SSU-rRNA, 5.8S rRNA, LSU-rRNA); poly(A)-dependent snoRNA 3'-end processing; TRAMP-dependent tRNA surveillance pathway
Cellular component (GO): nucleolus; nuclear exosome (RNase complex)
Molecular function (GO): nucleic acid binding; nucleotide binding; 3'-5'-RNA exonuclease activity
Source: RefSeq, a predicted model, not a curated record
AUGUUUUUGCCUCUCCCCGCGUCGCUGUUGCCCGUGCUGCUCCCCCGCGACUUUUCUGUUUACCUUGUCAAUGUCUUUGAUACCGCCGUGGCAGCUCGGACCCUGGCUAUUCCAGGUGGUGCCUCUCUGGCUAACCUGCUUAGCUUCUACUUAAAAAAGCAAAAGGAUACGAAGAUGCAGCUAGCGGACUGGAGAGUCAGACCUCUGACGGAGGAGAUGAAGACCUACGGCCGGUCUGAUACGCAUUACCUGCCUUACAUCUACCAAUGCAUGCAGAACCAGAUUCUCGCCAGAGAUGAUCAGACGGGGAUGUAUAACCUGAGCUGCAUCACGCCCGAGGAACUCGGAGCUCCUACAGCUUCAGGGCGAGCUGCAGUGCUAGGAGUGUUGGAGCGAAGCAGAGACAUUUGCCUCUCCCUGUACACUGAAGGGCCGUUUGACGAAGAAAAGGAAGCGAACCAACUCCUCAAAAGAAACAAUACCGCACUCGCGCCUCUUUCCUUUGCCGUUCUCAAGGGACUCCUCUCAUGGCGAGAUUCUGUGGCGCGAAAGAGGGACGUCAGUCCCCACGCGGUUCUGGCAAACGCCUGCAUCUUGCUGCUGGCGCAAAGGAGGCCGUCAAACCACGUCCAGCUGCGUCAUGCCAUCCGCCCCACACCACCAGCGGUUCACCGCUACGGCGUAGAGAUCCUUAAUGCUAUUCAAGUGCGCUACCCGCUGCAAAAGAAAAACCUGCAACCCGAGCUUCUGGCCCAGCUGCUGCUGCCGCCCCCCCCGCCGGAGCAUGAAAGGCGCAGCCAUGACACAACUGCUUUGCUGCUGUUGGUGCUUUUCCCUCAGGCCGCCUUAGAGAAAGCGGUCGCCUCUCCUGCUCCUACAGCAGAUCCUGACCAGGGUCAACGACCAGAAGAGCAGCAGCAGCAGCAGCAGCAGCAGCAGCGGCAGCAGCAGCCAGAGCCUGUGGUCGAUGACAUGGAUGAUCUGUUGCCGUCUGCUACUGUCCUUCGAGAAGCUGUAGCUGCACAGCAGCAGCAGCUGCUUGCCGCGACGGAUGCUUCGACGUCCCCUUCACAGGACCCAAGGGAGAAGAGUGUCACACAGAGCCGGCCUAGCGAUCAGGACGGCACGAAAAUUAGCGACAGUGGCAGCAGCAGCAGCAGCAGCAGCAGCAGCAGCAGCAGCAGCAGCAGCAGCAGCAAUGGUAGUUGCAGCGACAGCAGCAAAUUGCCAGAACAGCACGAUCUGCCUGUGCAACUAGGGGGCUUCUUCUCCAUGGGUGCGAAGGGCCCCAGGCCGCCGGUUAUAGUUCGCGUUUCUUCGACUGUCCUCGCAUCUCGCAUGGAAGGGAUAACCUCUCACAGCGCGGCACCGCCGGAUGGUUCUUCUUUUCAAAAUGUAAGUUAA